AUUGUCCUCUCUCGUUGGUUUUUGAAAUUUAUGCCCGAUUGGGAUUAUAUAUUUUAUUUUCAGUUAAAUAAAAAGGAAAACAUUUCUAGUUGUAAUCAUCUGGCUCCAUUUUAUGCACCGAGAUCGGCGAAACCAAACAGACGAGGCGUUUCUUGAUAUGUUUCUUUAUACUUUUGAGGGUUUCAUUUCCCGUGUGUGCGAACGAAACUAGAGAAGAAGAUGGAUUCUCACGAUGAGACAGGAUGCCAAGCUCCUGAACGCCCCAUUCUUUGCAUUAAUAACUGUGGUUUCUUUGGAAGGGCUGCGACAAUGAAUAUGUGUUCCAAAUGCUACAAGGACGUGUUUCUGAAGCAGGAGCAAGCCAACCUUGCGGCAUCAUCAAUAGGAAGCAUAGUGAAUGGCAGCUCUAGCAGUAAUGAAAAUGAGCCUGUCAUUAUGGAUGCGGUGAAUGUACAAUCUGGACCAGUGGAGAGACAGAUCUUUUCAAUAGAAACAUCGACUGAUUCAUCCUCAAGCAACUCCCUCCCGAUGCCUAUGAAAGAGGGCCCAAGUAGAUGCAUGACUUGUCGAAAGCGUGUUGGUUUAACCGGCUUUAAUUGCAAGUGUGGAAACCUGUUUUGUGCAAUUCAUCGCUAUUCUGAUAAGCAUGACUGUGCCUUUGAUUAUAGGUCAAAUGCCCGGGAUGCUAUUGCAAAAGCCAACCCUGUUGUGAAGGCAGAAAAGCUUGAUAAAAUAUAGGGCCAAUAGUUUGAAGUGAAGAUUUAUGUCCUGAAGUGCGAUGCUUCUUUCUACAUCUACGUGUCUCUAUAUAAGUUGGCUGCUUGUCUUGUACGCGUCCUCCACGGAGAAAAAUGGUUCAAGUCAUGAUAGUGAGGGCAUCUGUAGAAGUCUACUCCUUGUUUAUUGGUGAGGGCACCAUUCUUGGCUCCAGUGUGAAAGUCUUUAUUUGUGCUGGUUUGAUAGACAUAUUCGGGGUUAACCUGUAAUGUGAAAUUUCGGUUGGCUGCGUUUGUUUCCAGAAGUACAUGGAAAAUUGGUAUUCUCUGUUUCAUGCAUGUAUGCAAUGUUAUGGGCAUUUCUUUCAAUAUUCCCUACAGGUAUAAUGCUCUUCUUGGGUUUAAAACCAUGUCUUUGAAUCUUGGAUAAUUUUCAUUGUUUUUAUAUU
Messenger RNA from Juglans regia (Persian walnut), 1165 nucleotides. Its product is annotated as zinc finger A20 and AN1 domain-containing stress-associated protein 8-like. Gene Ontology annotation, molecular function: DNA binding; zinc ion binding. The record is from RefSeq and is a predicted model, not a curated record. The transcript is spliced from 2 exons. NCBI's taxonomy places the organism in Eukaryota, Viridiplantae, Streptophyta, Magnoliopsida, Fagales, Juglandaceae. The coding region runs from base 220 to 738 and encodes 172 amino acids.